UCUAGAUUUGUUUGAUUUUCUUGAAACAACGCCGCCCUGAUAAGAAGUGUUCAAUUUGAGGCUAUAGAAACGGAGAUAUUGCGAAACAGAAACUCGGGAGUCAUUGUUGCUUUAAAAGCGCGUAUUGUUUCGCUAACGGGACAGUGAAGAAAGAAGCAGAAGAGAUUCAGAAUAAGACCGUUGUUUCGCCCAUCUGUCUACCUCCAAUCAAUCCAGUCAUUAUCAACUUCAGGACUUUAACCAAUGAGUUUAUGGAACCUGUUGGAGAAAAUCAGUGUGUGGACCCAGGUCUGUCUCUGUCUCGGGGCAGGAGUGUGAUGGCUGAGCCGGACUAUCUGGAGGGGGACUGUGAGGAGAUGAUCAAACCCAAGAAGCUGUUGAACCCAGUCAAGGGCUCCAGAAACCACCAAGACCUCCAUCGAGAACUCAUGAUGAACCAGAAGAUGGGCCUAGCUCCCCAGAACAAGCCAGAGCUCCAGAAGGUUCUGGAGCUGAGGAAGAGAGAGCAGGUUCUCAAGGCCCAGAGGGAGGAGCAGGAGGCCCACACCAAGAGGAGCGACCUGGAGAUAGAAUUAAUGAAGAGACAACAGAAACUAGAACAGCUGGAGUUGGACCAGCAGAAGGAUGAGGAGGAGCAGGAGAACACCCCUGAGUUUGUGAAGAUGAAGAGCAAUCUUAGGAGGACCAAGCAGGAGGCUAAUGGGGAGGAACGUACCACUUAGGGGCCCAUGGGGGGGGAAUGUUUGAGAGAGAAGGAGAGGGCAACUGUGUACAUAGAGGUGUGUUUGUGCAGAGUCUAUGGCACAUGUCAUCUGAGGUGGAAUUCACUUCCUGAUUCUGAUUUUUCCGACCCUGUUGAGAAAGACUAUAGACAAUUUUGUCUGCCUACUAAAUACCAACAGUACUACAGACCUCUUUGUCUGUCUGCUACAGCACUCACCACAGGCAGUGACCAAGGAAACUUAACCACGUCAGCUUCUCUCACCAACAGACAGACUUUGCAGAGAAGAGAAUCCCCUAUAGACUACAGACUGCUUUGUCUGCCUGCUGUAGUACUCACAUCAGCAUCUCCACUCAACACACAGACAGAGAGGAGACUUAACAUGGACACAAAACACGGAACAUGCUACACAUGGACAGUCAACCAGUCUUCUUGGGAAGCCUGAUGCAGGGACAAACAGAACCCACACAGUUUCCAUUCCCUCUCUCCUGUUUGCUCCUCUCUCUCCGGCCACAGAAAGUUCUCCUUCUGUUAUUGUUGUUUUCAUUUUCAGAACCCAGAAUAGAAAAGCGGACACUGGAUGGACUCUUAAAACUGUGUUUUGUAAAAAUGCCAAAUUAAUGUGCUGUUAUUUAUGUUUGUUUGUAGUAUUUUAGCCCCAUGUAGGGAGUGUGUGAGACAUCUGUUUAGUUUUACAGCUCAAUGUGUGGAACCUGAGCAGGACAGGACGAGUGUUUGUGUGAAAAAACACCCAGGUUACUUUUUUAUUUUUUAUCUCCAACAUACCACUUCCUCAGCUAAUGCUAUUUGAAGCAAUACUAGAACCCCUUUCAAGUGUGAGACUUUUCUUUCUAUAAUUAUAAUGGUUUCUGUAAUUGGUUUUUUUGUAUGAAUAAAAGUGACAUUAAAUCA
Messenger RNA from Oncorhynchus tshawytscha (Chinook salmon), 1633 nucleotides. Its product is annotated as protein FAM107B. The record is from RefSeq and is a predicted model, not a curated record. Bases 252 to 722 code for a protein of 156 amino acids. NCBI's taxonomy places the organism in Eukaryota, Metazoa, Chordata, Actinopteri, Salmoniformes, Salmonidae. The transcript is spliced from 4 exons.